Molecule: messenger RNA, 4791 nt
Organism: Condylostylus longicornis
Lineage: Eukaryota; Metazoa; Arthropoda; Insecta; Diptera; Dolichopodidae
Exons: 11
Coding region: 1-4791 (1596 amino acids)
Source: RefSeq, a predicted model, not a curated record
AUGGUGCAACCAAAUCCUAUUGAACCAAAAAAGAAGAAAAAUUACGUCAUACCACAAAUUAAACUACGGAAAAUAAGUUUUUGGACAAAGGUUACGGAUAAAGUUGAAAUUUUAUUAUGUAAUCUUAAGAUUUCGAGAUUAACACCAAUACAAGCAAAUCGUGAACGUAAAGUUGCGCCUGAAAUGUGUAUUGUUGCUCCAAUUUAUUGUAAAUUAAGUCAAAAACCUAUAAAAUUUUGGUUACCUUGUUUUCUCGAUAAAAUCAAAGAAAUUGGAAAUGAAUUACAUAUGAAAACUAAACUAUCAUUGAAAAUUCAAGAGACUAGAAUUCGUCCAAACUCUGUAUAUCCUAAAUUUAUUGUUGAUUUCAAUAAAAUUGAAAUUUUUAUUGGAGAAUCUUGUCUUUUUGGUGAAAAUAUAAAUUCAUUAGAUUUAAAUACAAUGGAAAAAUUUAUUAAAGAAAAUGAUUCUAUAAUUUUAAUGACAGCAAAUAAUCGAUUUAUUGCAUUUUGGAAUACUGAAAAAAUUUUUCUGUGUUAUUCACCAACUCAAGGAUUUGAACGUGAAGAUAGAAUAAUGAAUAGAGUUGCUGAUAAAGACACAAUUAUAACAGCCGAUAAAGAUGUUGUAUUAGAAGAAAAUGAUGAAAAUGUUAUUGAACCGGGUCCACCAAUGGAAAUGAAUGAUAUUGAUAGAAGUAAUGAUAUUUUCAAAAUUCCAUUCAGUAAAGACUAUGUUAAUGAAUAUUAUAAUGACAGAGGUUUUUUAAGUGGUACUAUCGGAUUAUAUGUUAAAGAUCCAGAAAAAAUAAUUAUUUCUAAUAUUGCUGCUGCAAUAUACCUGCAUAAUAUAAGAUCUGUACUGUGGAACAAAAAAACUAUCAAUGAUAUUUUGAGUUUUGGUGAUCAAUUAUAUGGACAAAGCAUUAAAACUGGUAUAGUCAAUGAUAUUUAUUGGGUGAACAGAAUUCCUCAACCAAUAACUUUUGGUGCUAAACAAUACAAAUUGAUAUUUGAAAAAGUUAUUAUUGGUGAUAUAAUGACCGAAGAAAAUUUUAUAUAUUCCAUAAAACAAGGUAUAUCAGCAUUUUUUAAACAUUCUGAUCUUGGUAUUAUUUAUGGUCCACAACCACAAUUAAUAUGGCAAGAAGCUGGUCUGUAUUUUACAUUUAGUCCAAAAGAAAGAGAUCCUAUUGGUAGAAAAUGGACUAGAGCAUUAUCAAGUAGUUUAGCCGGUGAUGUAGAUUUUAAUGAAUUACCACAACAGGGAUCAGCUUGCGUAUCAUGGUUUAAAAGUAAAAUAUCUUUAUCUGAUGCUUAUUUAGCAAAUAUAACAUUAAAACAUCGUAAAGAUCAAUAUCGAAUUAUAAGAAUAAAAAUAUCUGAAAUACAAGAUACUUCGAUAAAUAUGAAAAAUUGGAAAUCAUAUGCGCCUGGGAAAUGGCGUGUCAUUGGAGAUAAGAAUAUUUGUCAUUAUAUUCAAAAUAGUAAAGGCGGUUUAGCCGAAAUUUUUCCAAAAUCAUUUACAAUAGCUUGUGUCAAUUCGUUGUAUACCAAAAAUUUAAAAAGAACUUUUAUAUUAGGUGGAAAAAGAUUUCAAAUUGUUGUUGCUGCAAAUAAAUAUCAAGGUCAAGUCUUUUAUAAUAAGAGUAAUUCACCAGAUUUAGCAACAGACAAAAUAAAAUACAAUUUAAAAUAUAAAAUUAUCCCUCUUAAAGAUUCCGAAAAUAUUUAUAGUGAUGUAUAUGGUCAUGCAUUUGCGUUACGAUUUAAGGAUAUCUCUACAAUGUAUGAAGAAAUUUUGACAAUCAUGAGCUUAAAUGACGAUGAGAAGUAUUCUCUUUAUAUAGUUGAAGGCAAAGAUCGUCCACCAUUAUUAAAUUAUAAACAGUUUGGAGAAAAUGCAGCUAUUUUACAUCCUAAUGGUGAUUUGCACGAAGGAAGUGACGUAUUCAAUGUAAGAGCUGAUAAACAAACAUAUGCAAAUAUUCUCAUUGCAUUAUGCUAUGUUAAUAUAAGCCGACCAUUAGAAUGGUCUCCAGAAGAUGUUGCGGAUUUAUUACAAAUAGGCGACAGCAUAUAUUGUAAAAUAAUUGCAAAUCUUAAAGAUUGCUCUGAAUUAUAUUAUAAAUUAAAACUUGAAGAUAUAACACCAAAUAUUGGUUGUAAUAAAUUUAAUUAUACUGUAACAUCAAUUGAAGGUAUUUUUAAAAUAUAUGCAUUUCCUGAAGCAGAAGAAGAAGAAGGUGAACAUGAAAUAGAAGACGAAGAAAAUGAAAAAAGUGAUGUACAUACAAUUGCUGAAAGAAGCUUUAGAGUAUUACCACAAUUGGAACAAAUAUUAAAUGAAUGGGAAGAAUUUGAACAAAUACAAGCAAUAUUAGAUUCAAGAAUAAUUAAACUUGGAUUAUGGAAAAAAGAUUUGGUUUAUUUCAUAUUUGAUCCAAAAGCAAGUUUACCCGAUGGUAAAAUGACACCAAGGCGUAUUCAAAGAGCUGCAACAACAAUAGAAUAUGGUGAAAAUGAUAUUACAGAUUUGCGUUAUGUUGAAAAUAAUGGAAUUUCGUAUGUUGCAUAUUUUUAUGAUAUUACAUCAUUUGUUUCACAUAUUUUAUCAUGUAUUCCGCAAGAUUAUCAUUCAGAAAAUUUUACAUUGCACAAAUUAAAAAUAAUAUGUCCACCUGUACCAGCAUCAGAAAUGGUUAUUAAGUAUAUGCCGAAUACAAAUUUUAUUAUAACUGCCCCAAAUAUUGGUAUAAUAAGAGGAACGAUAUCACAAGAUGAAGUAAUGUUUCAAAACCCAAAUAAACAAGAAAUUGCUAAUUGUAUGGUAGCUAUCGCAUUUGCUUUUAUAACGCCUUCAAAUAAUUGGACAUGCGAUCUUAUUAAUAUUAUUUUAAAAUAUGGUGAUCGUUUAUAUGUCAAAAGUUUAGAUCGUUAUGAGAAACAAAAUUGUGAAUCAAUUUCUAUGAAUAAUAAACUGCGUUCAUUAACAAUUGAAAAUAUAAUAGAAAAUAUAAAUAUUUAUAAAAUUUUAUUUAAAUUUACCGUUGUUGGAAAAAUUACAAAUUGUAUUAAUCCAGGCUGUGAAUCAAAUAAAGAUAUUAAAAAAUUUUUUGCACGAUUACAAAACAUUGACAAUGGUUGGGGAGCUAUAAUAAAUAUUAAAGAUAGAACAAAUACUGUUUGGAAACAAGGAACGUUAUUUUUUCUCUUUGACCCUUUUAAAUGUGAUCCAGUCGGCUUCUCAGCCACCAAUGGUGUAUCAUGCCUAAUGAGAUUUAAUAAAUUUGAAUUAUUUAUGGAAUUUUUCAUUAAAAAAUAUUUAUGCAAAGAUGGUCCCAAUAAUUUUGAAAUAAUAACAAUUUUUUGUGAAAAAAGUAUGCCACCUUCUAUACCAGGAUUUUAUUUGGAUAAAUAUAAUUUUGCACUUCAGAAACCCACAAAUCAAAUUGUAUUUGAAGAUACCGAAAAAGGAAUGAAAACAUUAAAGAGAUUUAUCGAUUUUACAAAUAAGUCGAUACGAUUUCUAUGUUUAGCUUCCCUCUUGUACAGCCGUGUCGAAUAUGUAGAGCUUUGGAAUUUUUAUGUUUUUGAAAGGAUAAUACUUUUAGCUGAAUUUUUACAACAACAACUAUAUCGUAAAACCUCAAUACCAAAUAACAAUCAUUUAGAAGAUAUAAACUUUAGUGUCAAAAUUGAUAAAAUUUUGUACAACAUUGUUGUUCAUCAUAUAAUACAAGUGUCACCAGCAACAGAAAUCGAAUCAAAAAACUUGAAUAUGCGUCAAGGUUUACAAUCUUUCUUCUUAAAUCAUAAUUAUUGUAUAAUAACAAGUGAUAAUAAAAGUUAUGCAAUUUGGAAUGAAGGUCCAAAAUUCUAUAUGGUUUGGUUUAGAGAAAAUGAUUCCAAAUUAAUUUUACUAAUAUCGCCAAAUUGGAUGAACUUUUAUGAUAUUAUAUUGGAAGAAAUGGAUUCAAAUUCACCCACCUAUUAUAUUAAAAAAGUUAUAAUAACCCGAAUAAAAAUAAUGGAUAUUAAUUGUAAUGAAAAUGAAAACAAAAAUUCAAAAACUAAUAUUAAAUCAUUAGACGAUGAUCUAGAUGAAAAAUGUCGUGAGUGCGCUUUUACAAAAUUUAUAGAAGAAUAUAUGACAAGAAAUGAGAUUAAGAAUAAAAUGAAUGCUAAUUUUAAACCAUAUUGUCGAGGUGUUAACGUUAUAUGUGGUGAUUUAAUAAGAACCAAUGAAUUUAUUUACAGUGAUCGUCUAUUUUGUGAGUAUCUUAAAGCAUGUUGUGUAACAUCAGCAGCAAUGUUUUUAAUUUUUCAACCUGCAACAUGGGAUAAAAGUACAUUAAAUGAAAUUGUUUCUACUGGAAUGGACUUAUUUAAGAGUUAUGGUGCUUUCAAUAAGAAAACUCAAUUUGAUAUUAUAGAUUACCAAAGUAAUAUGAAUUUUUUAAAUUAUAAUGUUUGUAUAAAAGCAGAAAUACCAACUGAAGAAAACUUUGAACUGAAUAGUAUUUUAGAGCCACUUGAACAUUGUUUGAAAAAAAGUAAAAUAGCAUAUAUUGGUGUUGAAGAACUAUUCUAUGUAACAAUAAUGUUAGAUGAACAAUAUAAUUAUAUGUUUUAUGGUGGUGCAGCACCAUCAUCUAUACAGGAUAUUGAAAAUGAAACGAGCUGUUUAAUAAGAGCUGAUUCACUUCAAAAAUUAAUUGAAUUUUUAAUGGGAAAGUGCAAAAUAAAGAGAUCAGUUUUUAUUGGACAAAUAAAUGCUAGAUUUUUAUGA